ACAGCCGCCUUCAAAGACUUUCUCCAAAACUUCAAAUCCUCCUCCACCGAAACCGAAGAUGCCCUAGAAGACUUGCGCCUCGAUGGCGACGGCACGAGCGAUGAGUACGACUUUAUGGACGAUGCGGAAUACGGCAACGGCGAGACCAGGCGCACAAAGUCAAAAGUGAAAUACAUGAACGUUCUACAAAGCGUGGCAGAUCGCAAAUCGAGCCAGGUGCUGGUGGAUCUGGAUGACUUGGUAGAAUACGAGAAGUCGUUGGACUCAGAGGAUGCUUCUGCGUUGAACUUGGUGUCUUCAAUUGAGACCAAUGCGUAUCACUACAUCGAGAUCCUCUCUCGGGCAGUUGACUCUCUGCUUCCUACGCCGGAGAAAGAGCCCACUUUCAAGGACGACGUGCUGGAUAUCAUCAUGAGCCAACGGACAAAGCGCAACGAGGCGGUACGAGAACAGCAGGACAAUAACCUCGACACUGGUAUUCCGGAAUCGAUAUUCCCACCAGAGCUUACUCGAAGGUAUACGCUCAACUUCAAGCCUGUAACGGCCUCGGGAUCAAGCAGCGAAAAGAGUGGAAAGGCGAUGGCUGUGAGACAAGUUCGAGGAGAGCAUUUGGGACAUCUCAUCACAGUUCGCGGUAUCGCGACCCGAGUGUCUGAUGUAAAGCCAUCUGUGCAGGUCAAUGCAUACUCUUGCGAUCGAUGUGGACACGAGAUCUUCCAGCCCAUCACUUCCAAGCAGUUCACUCCUCUGGUCGAGUGCACAUCAUCAGACUGCAAGGACAACAACGCAAAGGGACAACUCUUCCUUUCUACUCGCGCCUCGAAAUUCUUGCCAUUCCAGGAGGUCAAGAUCCAGGAGAUGGCCGAUCAGGUUCCAGUUGGUCACAUUCCUCGACAACUCACAAUUCACUGCCAUGGCGAGCUCGUCAGACAGGUCAACCCGGGCGAUGUGGUCGACAUUGCUGGUAUCUUCAUGCCAACACCAUACACCGGCUUCCAGGCGAUUAGAGCAGGCCUCCUCACGGACACUUACCUCGAAGCACAGCACGUUCGCCAGCACAAGAAGGCCUACGAUGACAUGGUGUUGGCACCGACGACGAUCAGACGAAUGACGGAGCUUGAGCAGUCUGGGCAGCUCUACGAAUACCUAAGUCGAUCGAUUGCACCUGAAAUCUUCGGUCACUUGGAUGUCAAGAAGGCACUGCUCCUGCAACUGAUUGGUGGUGUGACGAAGGAGAUGGGUGAUGGCAUGCGCAUUCGUGGUGACAUUAACGUCUGCUUGAUGGGUGAUCCAGGUGUUGCCAAGUCUCAACUUCUGAAGUACAUCACAAAGGUCGCUCCUCGUGGUGUAUACACUACUGGACGUGGUAGCAGUGGUGUCGGUCUCACCGCUGCUGUCAUGCGCGAUCCUGUGACUGAUGAAAUGGUUUUGGAAGGUGGCGCUCUUGUGCUCGCAGACAACGGAACUUGCUGCAUUGACGAAUUUGACAAAAUGGACGACAGCGAUCGUACGGCAAUUCACGAAGUCAUGGAGCAGCAGACCAUCUCCAUCUCCAAGGCAGGAAUUACAACAACCCUCAACGCACGAACAGCAAUCCUGGCCGCAGCCAACCCUCUUUACGGCCGCUACAACCCUCGCAUCUCACCAGUCGAGAACAUCAACCUUCCCGCGGCACUUCUUAGCAGAUUCGAUGUCCUUUUCUUGAUUCUCGAUACGCCAAAUCGAGACUCCGACGAAGAGCUCGCACGCCACGUCACAUUCGUGCAUAUCAACAACAAGCACCCAGAACCGCAAGGAGGCGGCCUGAUCUUCUCACCGAAUGAAGUCCGACAAUGGGUUGCCCGUGCACGGUCGUUCCGCCCAGUGGUACCGAAACAGGUCUCCGACUACCUCGUGGGCGCAUACGUCCGUCUUCGACAACAACAGAAGCGCGACGAAGCUGGCAAGAAGACUUUCACGCACACCUCGCCCCGAACACUCCUCGGAAUCUUGCGUUUGUCGCAAGCCCUGGCUCGUCUCCGUUUUGCAGAUGAAGUCAUCACUGAUGAUGUCGACGAGGCUCUGCGUUUGAUCGAAGUCAGUAAAGCCAGCUUGUACGAUGACAACGUCAACCGGCGAGGCGACCAGUCCGCCAGCACGAAAAUCUUCAACCUCAUUCGCGGAAUGCGGGAGAGUGGUGCCGCGGCGACUGCAGAGGGUGGCGGAGAGCUCGACCUGCGCAAGGUCCGAGAGCGUGUUUUGGCAAAGGGUUUCACUGCGCAACAAUUGGAGGCUGCGUUGGACGAGUACGCGGAUAUUGAUAUUUGGCAAACUGCUGCGGAAGGUACUAGGCUCGUGUUCAUCGAAGCGGGCGAGGACGAUGCUGAUAUGGGGGAUGAGUACUCAUGA
Molecule: messenger RNA, 2388 nt
Organism: Zymoseptoria tritici IPO323
Lineage: Eukaryota; Fungi; Ascomycota; Dothideomycetes; Mycosphaerellales; Mycosphaerellaceae
Product: DNA replication licensing factor MCM7
Exons: 2
Coding region: 115-2388 (757 amino acids)
Biological process (GO): DNA replication initiation; DNA strand elongation involved in DNA replication; double-strand break repair via break-induced replication
Cellular component (GO): MCM complex; nucleus
Molecular function (GO): single-stranded DNA helicase activity; ATP binding; single-stranded DNA binding
Source: RefSeq, a predicted model, not a curated record